This is a messenger RNA of Thalassophryne amazonica, 1314 nucleotides long. It is a transcript of the gene rpusd4, whose product is annotated as RNA pseudouridine synthase D4. The transcript has 6 exons. Gene Ontology annotation, molecular function: RNA binding; pseudouridine synthase activity. Gene Ontology annotation, biological process: pseudouridine synthesis. The record is from RefSeq and is a predicted model, not a curated record. Lineage: Eukaryota; Metazoa; Chordata; Actinopteri; Batrachoidiformes; Batrachoididae. Bases 66 to 1238 code for a protein of 390 amino acids.
AAGGGGCGACAGUUAGCUAGCAUCAACAUCGUGUAGUCCAGUGCUAGCUUACACACGGUGUUACCAUGAACCACUGGAAAGGAAUAGUGUGUAUGAGAGACUGGAGCUAUGGCCGAAAUAUCAUUUUCUUUCCAGUUAAACGUCGAACAAAUGGCUGUCGGUGUACGGAGGUAGCGGAGGCCCUUAGCCGGAGUCAGGCUACCGCUGCUGAACACGGUCCGGGCUCAGUUACGGCGGAGAAACCCCGCCUGAGAGCCUUCGACCUGGCCCGGAAGAUCCAGCAAGAGAAGACCCAGACUGGAACCAAGGAGUCAAAGCCUCCAGUGUCCGCUCAUCAGAAGAGGGUCAUGGACCUGAAGCGGUUCAGUCAGCAGCUCCAAAACGUUCACCCUAACGUGUUGGCCAAACACCUUCACAGAAGCAUCCUGUACCAGGACAAAGAUUACGUUAUCAUCAACAAACCCUACGGAGUCCCGCUCCGAGCUCUUUCAGGUGACACUGGUGUCACAUCCGUGACAUCAGUGCUUGAUGUUGUUGCUAAAAUUAUGGAUGGGAUGAAGAUGGCCUCUAAAUCCAAGCUGCUACCUUGCCUUGGACUGGAGAAGGAGACGUCAGGCACUCUUCUGCUGGCAAGGAGUGAAGUAGUAGCAGAGCAUGUGCUUGACCUCCGCAGAAAUAACAAAGUGCAGACAAAAUAUUGGGCGAUCACAGUCGGUGUACCUGUGCCGUCGGAAGGAGUGAUUGACAUUCCCAUCAUUGAAACGGCAGUCAAAGGCAUUCAGCCACAUCACAAGAUGGGCCUUAGCCCAAUUUACAAAAUGAACGAUGCAGGUGACGGUGAAAUUAGAGUCCGCAAGAAUCGACAAGCUCAUCCUGCAACAACCAAGUACAGAGUUUUGGAUAGCACCAGUGGGUGCAGCCUUGUGGAACUCCAGCCACUUACUGGAGUGAAGCACCAGAUGAGAGUCCAUAUGGCUUUUGCACUUUCAUGCCCUAUUUUGGGUGACCACAAGUAUUCCCACUGGAACAAGCUGGCCCCACAGAUAUUACCGGAGAAGGUGUUGAGAAAGCUUGGAGUGGAACAGAGCAAGACCCGUUACCUUCCUCUUCACUUGCACGCCCGCCAGUUAACAUUGCUGCAAGGCGAUGAAGCACAGAUCAGUGUGUCCUGUCCUUUGCCAAAGUACUUUAAACAAACAUUGAAACAAUGUUAUUUAACUAUACCUGAUGAAAAAUAGUUUUGUUUUGUUUUUUGGGCAAACUUGAAAUUUGCACCUGAAUAAAUCCAGUUGGUCAUCUGUUGCAAAUGUUAGA